AUGCUCUUCUCUGCAGUUGUUGUAUCAGCCUGUUUUUCUCCUGUUGUGUUGGCAAAAUACCCCAAGAUUCGUACUUUGGGGCAACUGACCAACGGAACAUGGCUGGAAAAUAUUGUUGUGCGCUCUAAUGGGGCAAUUCUAGCAACGCAGCUUCUUAACGAGUCGAACAUUUGGACAAUCAAGAAACCAGAGUCCUGCUAUAGUUCUCUUGAGCUAGUCACUUCUUUGCCUUUCGCCAACGCUUCUGUAGGCAUCACACGAAUCACCGAUAUCAACGGACUUGAGACCUACGUGAUUGCCGGCGGGAAUUUCAGCAACGGUGAAAGUCCAGCUCCAGGAGAGUAUACAGUCUAUACCUUGCAAUUCUUGAACAAGUAUUCCGAAGAGUUCAAACUUCGAAAGAUUGCUGCCCUCGGCCCUUCCAGCAUCUCGGCAAAUGGCAUCAUAAGCUCUGACGAAUAUCCUGGCGUGGUUUUUAUUGCCGACAGCUUUACCGGUCUCAUAGGUAGACUUGAUGUCUCUACCGGCCGUUUCCAACAAGGAGUCUGGUCAUAUAAAGAACUGAAAGCUCCGCCAGGGCUCAGAACUGGCGUCAAUGGCGUUAAACUUUAUCAGUCACAUCUCUAUUGGACAAACAGCGAAUUGGUUGCAGUGUACAAAGUCCCAAUCACGGCAUCGGGAUGGCCUGUCCCAGAUGCAGUUCCUCAACUAGUUGCCAACCUAUCCAGUGUUGCUUCCAUCGUUGACGACUUCGUCAUUGACAGUCGAGGGAAUAUCUAUUCUGCCACAAAUCUAGACAACACUAUUAUUUUCUCUGAUGUCAAGACUGGGAGAAGCAAAGUAGUCGCAGGAGGGUUAAAAGACUUUAUACUGGAAGGUGUAGGCGCUCUCGCCAUUGGAAGAGAGAGGCACGGGGAAAUACUGCUGUACGGUGCAACAUCUGGGGGACUGGAACGCCCCAUAAAUGGUAUAACAGAAGGGGCAAAAGUUUCGGCAAUCAGUCUUAGGACGAAUCCAUAG
Metarhizium album ARSEF 1941 is the source of this 1020-nucleotide messenger RNA. RefSeq names its product Six-bladed beta-propeller, TolB-like protein. NCBI's taxonomy places the organism in Eukaryota, Fungi, Ascomycota, Sordariomycetes, Hypocreales, Clavicipitaceae. The record is from RefSeq and is a predicted model, not a curated record. The transcript has a single exon. Bases 1 to 1020 code for a protein of 339 amino acids.